Strigops habroptila (Kakapo) is the source of this 6444-nucleotide messenger RNA. It is a transcript of the gene GALNT14, whose product is annotated as polypeptide N-acetylgalactosaminyltransferase 14. Gene Ontology annotation, cellular component: Golgi apparatus. NCBI's taxonomy places the organism in Eukaryota, Metazoa, Chordata, Aves, Psittaciformes, Psittacidae. The coding region runs from base 144 to 1805 and encodes 553 amino acids. The transcript has 15 exons. The record is from RefSeq and is a predicted model, not a curated record.
AGAGCAUGCACAGCCCGGGACUCGCAUCGCCGGCUCCGAGGCGGGCAGGCGAGACCCCGCUCCCAGCUUAGCCCCGCUCCUGGGAGACUCCCACCGCCCUUCAUCCCCCUCCUUAACCGGACUUUUCCCCCCUGCUCCCGAGGAUGAUGAGGCGGCCGACGCGGCGGCUGGCGCUGUCUCUGCUGGGGGUGCUCUGGCUCGCCGCCCUCCUCCUCUUCUUCUUCGGGGCGAGGAGGAAGUUGGAGGCGGCGGGAGCCGAGGAGCGCACGCCGGAGGCCUCAGACGUGGACUGGGAGGACCUUUGGGAUCAGUUUGAAGAGCGGAGGUACCUGAGCGCCCGGAGGUGGAAGGGCGGCGAGGACCCCUACCGGCUCCAUGCCUUUAACCAGCGGGAAAGCGAGAGGAUCCCCAGUGACCGUGCCGUCCGCGACACCCGCCAUCACAGGUGUACAACUUUGCACUAUCGCCAGGACCUUCCAUCAACCAGCGUCAUCAUCACCUUCCACAAUGAGGCCAGGUCAACCCUGCUAAGGACGAUUCGGAGCGUGUUGAACCGCACCCCAGUGCACCUCGUCCAUGAAAUCAUACUAGUGGAUGACUUCAGUGAUGAUCCUGAUGACUGCCACUUGUUGGGCAAGCUCCCCAAGGUGAAGUGCUUGAGGAAUGGACGGCGAGAAGGUCUCAUCCGGUCCCGAAUCCGAGGGGCAGAUGUGGCACAAGCAGGAGUCCUGACCUUCCUCGACAGUCACUGUGAGGUGAACAAGGACUGGCUGCUCCCUCUGCUGCAGAGGAUCAAAGAGGAUCCCACCCGAGUGGUCAGCCCCGUUAUUGACAUCAUCAACUUGGACACUUUUGCCUAUGUGGCGGCUUCCUCGGACCUCAGAGGAGGUUUUGACUGGAGUCUGCAUUUCAAAUGGGAGCAGCUUUCCCCAGAGCAGAAAGCCAAACGACUUGAUCCCACCGAACCCAUUAAGACUCCCAUCAUUGCUGGAGGGCUGUUUGUAAUUGACAAAGCCUGGUUCAACCACCUGGGGAAGUACGACAGUGCCAUGGACAUCUGGGGUGGGGAGAACUUCGAAAUCUCCUUCCGUGUGUGGAUGUGUGGAGGGAGCCUGGAAAUCAUUCCCUGCAGCCGCGUCGGGCACGUCUUCCGGAAGAAACAUCCAUACGUCUUUCCAGAGGGAAAUGCCAAUACAUACAUUAAGAACACAAAGCGCACCGCGGAGGUGUGGAUGGAUGAAUUCAAGCAGUAUUACUAUGCUGCUCGUCCUGCAGCCCAAGGGAGGCCUUAUGGAAACAUCCAGAGCAGAGUGGAGCUGCGGAAGAAGCUGAAAUGCCACAGCUUCAAGUGGUACCUGGAAAACGUUUAUCCUGAACUCCGGAUUCCCGAGGAGUCACUCUAUCAGACUGGGAUGAUCAGGCAAAGGCAGAGCUGCCUGGAAUCGCACAAGUCUGAAGCCCAAGAGUUUCCCAUCCUGAGCUUAAAUCCUUGUAUCAGCAGCAAAGGCACAGCAGCAACAGCACAGGAAUGGACAUACACAUACAACCACCAUGUCCGCCAGCAGCAGCUGUGCCUGUCUGUGUACACCCUCUUUCCUGGUUCCCAAGUGCUGCUGUCACCUUGCAAAGAAGGUGACAACAAGCAGCGAUGGGGCAAAGUUGGGUCACACAUUGAACACAUAGCUUCACGCUUCUGUUUGGACACUGAGACGAUUGGGGACACGAAUGAGAGUAUCAAAGAGCUUGUCAUCAACCCUUGUGAGAGCACAGCCAUGAGUCAGCGCUGGGACAUGGUGAUGUCUUGACCUGCCGGAGGACUUACACAGCGGGGAUGGGCACUGAGGCAUUGCUACAGGCAGCCAAGAUGCACCAGAUGGAGUUCAAGUGCAAAACCACUGGGUGUCCUUGUGUACUAUGGGACAGGAGAAGGAUCAUUCAAAUAAAAAUAAGGACAUGAUGCUCCAGGUUGAACAACAAAUGUUGCCUGCAAGACAUGCAGCCAGUAUUGGCCUGUUGGGGGCCAUACAUUCAAACAGAAGGGAUGGCAAAAAACCAAACUUGGAAUGUUUUAGAGGGAUAUCGGAGCUCCUGAGAUGGGCCCUGCAGAACUUCAGUGUGCACAGUACUGAUUAAUCUCUCUGGAAACACAAGUAGAAGAGCCUUGGAGACCAAAAGGAGGCUUGGACUCAGCAAAACAAGCAUCUCAAUAGCUUUUGGGGGGUGAGGCUGAUAUGCCAGGAGGGAUGUGCCAAGGGGUGCUAAAAAACUUCACCUGGGAUCAAGUGGCAAACACUGAUUUAUCUUUGCACUUUCUAUUGCUGUGGAUGAGUUUGUCUUCUGCAGACAGCAUGGGUGGAGCCGUGUUGCACGUUUCAAUCUGUAUCUGAUCCACGUACAUGUUGUGUAUACAGAGGCAGGGCGGUCAUUUAUGGCUGUGGCCAGGAUCAAACUAGCAAGUAGCAGGGGAAUCCUGCUCUGUGCUGACUGCACAUGGGGGUUUUUGAAUCUCCAAAGCCCAAGCAAACAGAGUAUUCAGUGUGUGAGAUUAAAGGAUAUAAACUGCUGUGAAGCUGGGAGGAAAGGCACUAACAUGAUUAUUUCUCCUCUCUGAAGGCCAUGGGUGAGCCUCAAUUGCUGAAAACUCCGCUAUAAUCUCACCCUGUGUCUCUCACUGCUUCAGAUCUGGACUAAGUCAAAUUUUCACUUUUCUUCCAUAAAAGUUAUAGUUUUGGUAAUUGGAGGUAAUUGUGUCAUAUUUCUGUUUCCCAAUUUCCCAACUGCAGAAGGCGGCACUCCCAUGAAGUGCUGCUACCAAAGGAACAGAGAAGGUAAUUAAAACUAGAGACUGCUUUUAGAAUGAAAAGGGAUAUUACCUGGUAUUUCUUCCCAGGUAUCUUGUAGCCCAAGAUGUGAAGUACUGAAGAAAAGGUUUGGGAUUGCCCCAGUCACACUUGUGAGCAGGGAACCCUGGGUCACAAAGUACCCCUCUCUCAAAGUCAUUUAGCAUAGGCAGACCUGGCAGAAAUUAUAUCAUCAGUUUUUUGAGAUACUUCAUUAACCAGCGGUCAUGCCCAGUGCUAUCACUAUAUGGGAGUGAGGUGACUGCCAAAGGAGAAUAGGACAGAAGACCUCAGAAGAGGUCUUAGGUAUGGUCCUAGGACUGGAAGUUCCUUUCCAGCCUCUUUCAGAGCAGCUCCCACUACAGCAACAAGUAACAGGUAGUGAAUCACCAAGAGGUGUGCACACAGUUCUUGUGUAGUAACAACUCUUGAAAAGAACUUGCACAGGGCUGUCAGUGUGACUUGGCAAAAAAUACAGUUUGUGUUUCUAAAAAUGCUAGGGUUUAAUGAAAAUCCUAUCCUCUGUUUCAUGUGCUGCAAACUACAGGUAAAAUAGCAUAAGCUUUGAGCCUUUGAGUGCUCUCAGCAUCCCUUCUUGAAUAAAUUGCUGGCUUUCAGGAUUUUACUGCCUCAGUUUCUCCUCCCUCAGUGCUGGGAGAAAGCCGUGUGUGUAAAUCUCCUGCUUUAGAGGCAGAAGCAGUAUAACUCUUUAUGUACAAAAGGUCGCAGGGUAUAAAUGCUUUCUGCGUGCUGCAGUGAUUACUAACCUCAUCAAGCUCCCUUAAUGCAAACCUCAAGGACUUCGGUUAUGAAAAGGCUGGAGCAAGCUGUCAUUUCAUGGCAGGAGAUGGCAUUGUUUCCAUGUCACCACUCUGCACAGGAAACAAAGGGGAGCACUUAAAAUGGAAUGGACCCAUUUUACAAAGAAAGGGUAGUGACCUUGGGCUCCUUCUAUUUAAUUGAACCAGGGAAAUAUCACACGUACUUUUCACACUGGUGAUGACAGGCGAGUGGUAGUAAUUCCCUGUCCAGUGCUCACAAGGGAAAUCAGCGCCCAACAGCUUGAAACUUAACAUGUUCACAGCUGUACUGUGCCUACAGCCCGGGACUGCCCAGUUGCUGGUGCUUUGAUUCUGAGAAUUCAAAGAGAUGAACAACUUGGCAUCAGUUUUGAAGUCCAGCACCUGGCAGGUGCAUUCUGAGCAGCACCUCAGACCUUCCUAGCUUUAUUAGUUUCCACCAAAGCUGAAAAUACCAGUUCUGCUAACAGCCAAAGCUCUCCAAACAGGUACUUCUUUGCCUUAGCAGAAACAGCUACCUCUCUACACGUGUGUGUGGGACCUGCAGGGUUGUGUUCCAGGAAAAAGUUGUUUGACCAGCUUUUCAGCUCUCUUUUGUGAAACCCAAAUGCUAUACCAAACCCCUCCUAUUCCAAACUGCAGGCUAAGGUGAUCACUGUGAACUUGUUUGGGCGGUGGAAUGUAGGCAGUGGGGAAAGUGACAUCAGGCAUGGUGUCUCCUACCAGAAAGCAGCAGCAUUCACCUAAGUCCCUAGCAGGCACAAAAGCCACUAAGUACGUAACAGACCUGCUGAGCAAUGGCCACUCAGCAAGCUGGUGAUAGUGUCUCACGCAUCAGCUGUAACCCUUAGACUGCAGCUUAUUUCAUGGUCCAAGAAAUUAGAUUAACCCUCAGUGUUUUUGGAGAAGCCUGAGAAUAUCAGCCUGACUCCUGGGAAGCUUUAUAUAAGCAGGCAAUGGACCUGCAGUCUCCAGAGUUAGCCCCGGUAUGGCAUUUAGCAAAUCUUCUGCUUAGCAUCCCUGGAAAGAGACCUUGCAUCAUGUCAGGGGGAAGGUUAACUGCUGCUGAAAGCCAACUCAUACCUUUAUUUCACUUACUAAAAUACACUGGAGACAGAUGAACCUUUUUUGCUUUGUAUUUGUUACUUGCCUAGACAUCUAUUACCAUGCUGUGCAGAUAUACCUGACAUUGAUAGGUGUAUCUAGAUGGGCUCCUGUGCCUAUACCUCUUAAGCCCUAGUGUCAUUUGGUAGUAAUGCUUUUUGGUAAUAUUUGCACUGACUUGAAGGAAAAAGAUAGUAGAAAAUACGGUUCUAAUCCUGGCUGUUGAGCUUUGUGACAGCCUUUAUGAUUUCCAGGUAAGUCACUUCUUGUGCCUUGGGAAAAUUGGAUUCAGAACAGGAAACUCAGGGCUAGAACUUUUAAAAAGCCAACCAAGGCUAUGCAAAAAACCCCAAACAACCAAAAUGCACCUUAGCCUUCCCCUUCCCUCCCAAAGGAGAUCCAUGUUCCAAUGAGAACAAAUCUGUCUGGUUUUAAUUGGGCUGGGGAAGGCUACCUUGCUGCUUAUGUGAUUUCCAGGUAUUUUAUGCUCAGCUUCUUCCUGUAAGAGCACAGAACUAUAAGAUAGCAACACAAAGCAUCAUAAGAGCACAGUACUAUAAGAUAGCAACACAAAGCAUCAGUGAUUGGAACCUCAGCUUACAACAUGUCAAUGUUAGUAAUUUUGUAGUAAAGAGAUGGAAACUGAAUUAAAAGAUCUUUGAUUAUCCAUUGAUGCAAGAGGAAAAUGGGGCUGGAGGGACUAUGGUUCAAGUCAAACACUAGUCCCGAGUGCUAAUCCCUUCUUCUGCUUCAAGGAGCAACUUGGGAUAGCUUACUUCAUUUCCCUGCCUCAGUUUCCCAGACUUUUAGUGAAGACUGAAUGUUUUGAACAGAGAGAAAGCCAAGAGUUAGUUUUUGUUGCAUGCAAUACCAGCAGUACUGGACUGGUAAUGGGCUAGCAGUCUCUGGAGUUAGCUCCAUGGACCCUUAUUAUCUGUCUGUGCAGGAUCUGGUUCAGAUGGAGUUAAUUUUCUUCAUAGCAGCCUGUAUGAUGCUGUGUUUUAGACUGGUGACCAAAACAGUCUUGAUAACACACAAUGUCUUAGUUACUGCUCUGCUUGCACAGUGUCAAGGCCUUCUCCGUCUCUCACUCUGCUGCCCCAGAGAGUAAGCUAGGGCUGGGUUGUUUGGGUUUUUUCUUUCCUUUUCCUUCAUUUAUUAGGCUGUCUUUAUGUUUUUCUCACUUUUGCCCUUCUGAUUCUUUCCCCCAUCCCGUUUGGCAGGGAGUGGGUAGGGGCUUAGCUGCCUAAGCCCACCAGGGUCCGUAGUGUAACAGGCAGGUAUUCUUCAUGGCUUGGAUGCUGAUCACAACUGUGCAGUAAGAUCUGUGCUGCUGAAAUUUCUAAUCUUAAAAGCUUCAAUGAAAAGCUAUGGGCUAGAAUUUUUUGUAGAAGUGGUAAAGGAAGCCAAAUCAAGCAGAUUACACACAAACAGCAGAAGAAACUGUAGCUCAUUUAUGUUCUGGCUAAAUUAAUUUUGAAUGAUCAGUCCAGCUCCAGUUUUAAUCUUACACAGCUGCUUUAGGUGGCUGAAGAGUUUAAGGAAAGCCUUGUAUGGGUGUCCAGCUUACACUGAGACAUAAGGGCUGAAAUCCAGUGGAAUUAUCCCAGAUUUAUGGAUGUUUUCCAUAUGUCCACUGUUCUGUUACUCACUGGAAGUGCCUUCAGAACCCUGUAAGAAUAAAAACCUAUUACAAGCUA